AUGGAGUACCAAGUCAUUGCUUCUUUUGUCAACAACUCGAAAAGCCGCGCCUUUCGCAACAGCAAUCUCGACAAUCUUGACAACGAUGUACAACCACCCCCUCAUCGCUCUCCGAAUAGCUUUGACCUUUUUUCUCACGGUUCGGAGCCCGAAAACCCUAUGAUGAUUUCUUCAACCGAAACAAACCAUCAAAAUUUACAAGAACAAAAAGGUGCAAGUUCGCAAGAGCCAAUAGUUAUUUCUUCAGACGACGACGAUAACAACCACCACGAAACAGACGAAGAGUCUGGUCUAUUUUCUCCUGACCCAAUUAACAGAACCUAUACUAAUGAUACAACUGAGGGAUAUUUCUCUUUUGAAGACACUGACAAUGACGAUGAUUUGGAGAAUGUAUUAUUUGGGAGUCCUGCAAACAGGACAAAUGAAACUGAAACAAUAGAGAGAAAGUUUAAUUCUUUGUUGUCUCAUAAUGAGGGUAGUGGUAGUAUUAGUAACAGUAACAAUAAUUUUUUUACACAGGACCAGAAUUAUGAAGUAGGAGGACGAGCAGAAGGGAUAAAGCCUUUCUCCGAUAAAAUCGAAGAUAAGAAUAGUACUACUCCUCAGACUUCUAGUAAAUUAAAGACUUUGUCUAAUAAAAGAAAGAAUAGCAGUGAAUUUCAAACAUCUCGUGUUAUGGCUAAUGGUAACGCUCAAUCAGGAAUCAUUCCGUUCCGUUAUGACGAAGUGGUACGAAAUAAAAAAGAACGUCGUCAAUUGAUGGCAGUUUCGUGUCCUGAUUGUUCAAAGUAUUUUGAAAUGACUAGCUCUACUCAACUUCCAGAUUAUGUAAAACCUGUUUGUCGUCAUCCAAAUAAGACCAAUGACAAUGACAACAGCAAUAACUCCGAUACGACCAAAAAUGAUCGUAUUCAACUUCUCUCACGUCACAGACAACGAUUCUCACGUGCGCCUACUCCACCCGGAUUCUGGACAAUUGGCUUUCCGUCUUUAUCCGACGAAGAGAAAAGAAAAAAAGAACUGGAAGAAUAUAAAAGGAGAAGAGAGGCACGAAAGUUAACUGAAGAUGAAUGGGAGAGAUCUAGAAAACGACGAAAUACAUAUCGUAACAGAGUUUAUGGAAGUCAUAUUUCAAAGAAUUAUAAAUCUUCAUCAUCAAAGUAA
This is a messenger RNA of Ambispora gerdemannii, 1164 nucleotides long. The record is from the annotation of a GenBank genome assembly. NCBI's taxonomy places the organism in Eukaryota, Fungi, Glomeromycota, Glomeromycetes, Archaeosporales, Ambisporaceae.